Molecule: messenger RNA, 1686 nt
Organism: Thyridium curvatum
Lineage: Eukaryota; Fungi; Ascomycota; Sordariomycetes; Thyridiales; Thyridiaceae
Exons: 7
Coding region: 1-1686 (561 amino acids)
Biological process (GO): reductive iron assimilation; cellular response to iron ion starvation
Cellular component (GO): high-affinity iron permease complex
Molecular function (GO): copper ion binding; ferroxidase activity
Source: RefSeq, a predicted model, not a curated record
AUGCGUCUCCUCACCAACCCCUUCUUGCUGCUGGCUGCUGCCUGUGUCAAGGCAGGCACUGUCACUUACCAGUGGGAGGUGAGCUGGGUCAACGCCGCACCUGAUGGCUUCUCAAGGCCUGUCAUCGGCGUCAAUGGCGCCUGGCCGUGCCCUACUAUAGAAGCAACAGUCGGCGACACUGUCGUGGUUCAGCUGACAAACAAGCUUGGGAACCAGACGACCGGCAUUCACUUCCAUGGGAUCAACCAGGUCAAUACCGAUUAUAUGGACGGGCCUAGUGGCGUAACUCAAUGUCCAGUGCCUCCAGGCUCGUCCAUCACCUAUUCCUUCACGGUCGAUGCUCCAGGAACAUAUUGGUAUCAUUCCCACAACAUGGGGCAGUACCCAGACGGAUUCCGCGGCCCGAUGAUCGUGCACGAUCCUGUUGAUCCAUACAAAGGACAAUAUGACGAGGAAGUAAUACUUACCGUGUCUGACUGGUACCACUCGCAGAGCCUUGAUCUCGUGCGGAAGAUGCUCUCGCCCAACAACACACAGUUCCAGCCGCCGAUUCCGAACGGAAUCAUUGUAAACGAGGGCCGCAGCGGGAGGAUCAACUUUGUCAAGGGCAAGACCUACCGAGUGCGGAUCAUUAGUUUUGCGGCAUUGGGCUCUGCCAUGAUCCACUUCGACUCUCACACUAUGAGAGUUAUCAUGAACGAUGCCUCCUAUGUCCAGAAAACCGAUACCUACCAACUCCGUGUAUCACCAGCACAGAGAUACGACGUGCUCAUCUCUGCCAUCGACAGAGAUCGUCGCAACUAUCCCUUCCUGGUCUCCUUGGACAUCAAUCGCGACUUCGCGAACGACGCCACGCUGCGAUGGCCCUACAACUUCACCGGCUACCUGGCCAUGGACCCAGCUGGUGACUUCACCCAGAAGGACGUCGUUACGAAGUGGCGCCCGGCCGAUGACUCGCGCUUCAGUCCACUUGUCCCGGAGCCGCCAAUUGGACCUGUAACCAAGACCGUCAAGCUUGACUUCACCUUUUGUAUUGAUGCUAACGGCAUCCCUCGUGCCUGCUUCAAUGGACAGCCCAUGGUUCCCCAGAAGGUGCCAACCUUGUACUCUGUUGCAACUACGGGCAAUGACAACACCAACCCUCUGGUUUAUGGUGCCGUCAACCCCUUCAUCUUCAAGAUGGGUGACAUCGUCGAGGUUGCACUCAACAACAUCGACGCCGCCAUUCAUCCUUUCCAUCUGCACGGCCACCAGUUCCAAGUCCUUGACCGUCCCGCCAGUGGCGCUGGCAGGUGGUCUGGACGUAGCACGUCUUCCACGGGCUCGGUACCCCGGCGCGACACCGUCUCUGUCAAUGCGAACUCGUAUGUCGUCAUCCGUUUCAAGGUUGACUGGCCCGGUGUUUACCUCUUCCACUGCCAUAUUGAAUGGCAUGUAGAAAUGGGACUUACUGCAACCUUCAUCGAAGCCCCUGAGCAGCUGCGUGGUAUCCAAUUCCCACAGGAUCACCUCGACAACUGCCGGAAGAUGAACAUUCCCUACCAAGGCAAUGCCGCUGGCAAUACGCAGAAUCCGCUCGACCAGAGUGGCAUGCAGACCGUGCCUGAUACCACAUAUAAUGGUGCCAUGUACACACCUGCCUCGACACCGAGACUUAGGUCUCGAAUCGUGAGGAAGAGCCUGUAG